CCGCGAAAAAAGUCUCGAUUCGACCUCGCCCUAGACCUUCAACCCAGAAUCCCAUACGAAUCAUUUCGGAAUGAUUGUUUAAACGGUCGGCUCUAUAAGCUGAGCCGGGCAGAUCUGCUUUCCAAUUCACUACUGAGAGAGUGACAUCUACUUGUUCCUCAAAAUCUGCUGCAACCCCCCCCUCAAUCGGAGAAUUAUCACGAAGAAACAUCCCCUGUCGCGAACAAUCACGAAGCGCGGUCCCCUGUACAAGAGGAAGAAUACACGGCCAGGAAGGAGGGUCUUCUUUUAUUAUACCGACGAAAGACAUAGAUCAACCAUCAGAACCAGGAAACGAGGAGCAAGGAAAUCGCAACAAUGGACAUCCACCGCUGCCGUUUUGUCCCCUACAACCCGCAAGCGAUCAAUGCGCUCGCCUUCUCACACCCUCCCUCGGCUGAACUCGCCGGUCGGGGUGUGCCGACGCUGCGGCUCGCGAUCGGACGCGCCAACGGCGACAUAGUGAUCUGGAACCCGCUGCGCGGCGCCUGGUUCCAGGAGACGGUGCUGCGGGGAGGCAAAGACCGGAGCAUCGAGGGUCUGGUGUGGACGCAGGAUCCGCAGGAGGCCGGGCCGGAGGGCACCAAGCUGCCGGGCAAGCUGCGGCUGUUCAGCAUCGGGUUCUCGACUGCGGUGACGGAGUGGGAUCUGGAGCAAGGGCGGCCGCUGCGUCACUCGAGCGGUAACUACGGCGAGAUCUGGUGUCUGGCGGCGCAGCCGCGCUGGCAGGCUUCCUCGCGCAAGGGUGGUGCUGGGGCUGCCCCCGCUGAGGGCGAGUAUACGGGCCAGCAUCUGGCGGCCGGCUGUGCGGACGGAUCGAUUGUGAUCUUAUCCACCGCCGAGGGGGAUCUCCAGUUUGUGCGGCUGAUGCGGCCGUCCACGAAACGGUCGCGCGUGCUGAGCGUCACCUUCCAGAACCGGAACACGAUCGUGGCCGGCUAUGCGGACAGCUCGAUUCGCUUGUUCGAUAUCCGCAAUGGCCAGCUGCUGCGCACGAUCUCGCUCGGCAAAGGCCCCUCCGGUGGCACUAAGGAGUUGCUCGUCUGGUCAGUCAAGUGUCUUCCAGAUGGGACGAUUGUGUCGGGCGAUUCGGCGGGUGAGAUCCGCUUCUGGGACGGGAAGAACUACGCCCUCAUUCAGCGGCUGCAGGGCCAUCUGGCGGAUACGUUGGAUGUGGCAGUGAGCGCGAAUGGAGAUACCGUUGUUAGUGGUGGUGCCGACCAGAGAACGGUCGUCUACCGGAAGAAGGAUGGCGAGAAGAACGACAAAGCCCGUUGGGCGGAGGUCAUGCAUCGUCGGUACCACACGCAUGAUGUCAAGACCUUUGCUGUCUACGAGACGAGAGAUAUCAGUAUUGUUGUGUCUGGAGGUCCCGACGCAACCCCCGUUGUCCUCCCGCUCCGCGAGUUUGGCAAGGAACACCACAGAAAACUGUCGAGCCUGCCUCAAAUACCCCAGCUUGCAUCCUCGCCUUCGUCCCGACUAGUCAUGAGCUUCUGGGACCGCGAGGUCAGCAUUUGGCGCAUGCUGCGGGGGCCCGCGUCGCACGAUAUCCCUGACGGACAACGGCAUCGCUUGGUUGCAAAGGUUUUGAUUCAGGGCGAAGAAAACAUCACCUCGGCCAUGCUAUCUGCAGACGGAAAGAUCCUAGUCGUGGCCACCAUCUCCACGGUCAAAGUCUUUGCCGUGCGUCGACGCAAGGGUGACGAGAAGGGCACUCUCCGCGUUCAGAAGUUAGAUGUUCCCGAGGCGCUCACAGAGGAUGGAGCGCGAGUGGUGACCGUGUCCCCCGACAGCCGGUGGAUCUGUGUUGUUCGCCCGAACAGCAAUCUCUACCUUGCCCGCAUUCAAACCGCCCCGGCCGCUCAAGAGAAGCCCCAAAUCCUGCCCCAUCUUGUCAGGCUCAACCGGGCUUCUCGCCACCUUCGCUUCGAGAAAGCCUCCCACGGUACCCUCGGCGACUACGAGCGGACGGUGCGUUGCGUCGUGUUCUCCCACGACAGCAACGUCGUCGCCUCGGGCGAUCUUUCCGGCUGUGUCGACUCCUGGGUGCUGGAGCAAGCCGGCGAGUCGGCUUCCAGCAAGAACAAGAAACCCAGUGCCGAUUCUGACGACGACGAGGAAGAUUCCGACGAUGAGGACGAAUCGCCGGUCAUCGAGGGCGAACGGUGGAAGUACGCGGCCGCCGAGUCCCCCAUCCCGCGUCUCAAAUCGGGCGUUGUCCUCCUCUCCUUCCGGCCUGCCAACCUAGCCAAGACCAAACUUCUGACCAACGGCGCCGACAACAGCAGCAAGAAGAGCAGCGAAACCCGGCUGAUGGCCCUGACGAGCGAGCACCAGCUCGUCGAGUUCGACGCCGCCGAGGGCAAGCUGUCCGACUGGUCGCGCCGCAAUCCGAAGGCCUUCCUCCCGGCGGAGUUCCGGGGCGUCAAGGACCGCGCCAUGGGCUGCGUGUGGGAUCUGUCCAAGACGCGGGAGCGCCUUUGGCUGUACGGCACCUCUUGGCUGUGGAUGUUCGAUCUGAACCAGGACUUCCCCUCUCCCGAGGAACUCACCGCCGCCGCCGACCUCCCCUACCAACCCUCCUCUACCACCUCCACCUCCGCCCCCAAGAACAAGACCACCUCCACCCCCAGCAAGAACAACACCAACCCGAACACCCAACUCGCUACCACCAACGCCAACCAAAAACGCAAACGCGACCUCACGGAGGAUGACGCCCGCACGAGCAAGAAACCCAACAGCGGCGCCGGAGACCGCAUGUCGCUCGCGCAAUCCGACGUCUUCUUCGGCACCAAAAUGCGCAGGAUCGACGGCGCCGACGACACGCAGGCCGAAGUGAUCUCUCUCGAGAAGGCCCCUCGGGCCCACCACCAGGACGACGACGACGAUAACGCAGAAGAUGACGAGGAACGCGCCGCGCAGAAUGAAGUCGCCCUGGCGCGCCUCCGUCGCGAGCGCCAGACCAUCGAAACCAGCACCCCGAUGAAGCGCGUCUCUAUCGGCGGCAGACAGGACAAGCUCCUGCUCGCCGGCGGGGCUCAUGACGCAGUAGACUCGCCUUCCCCCUCCUCGCACACCAAGCAGAUCGUCUUGGCCGGCGCCAGCAGCACGGAUGUCGCCAACACCCUGCCCGGUCGCCGGUGGUGGCAUACAUAUAAGUACCGUGAUUUGCUGGGCAUCGUUACCCUAAGCGGUAGCGGCAGGGAUGAAGACGAGGACGAGGACGAGGAGGCAGAGGAGCGCGGCGCGGAUGGGUUCCUGGAGGUCGCUAUCGUGGAGAGACCGAUGUGGGAUGUUGCAUUGCCGGAGAAAUGGGUGCGGGAUUACGAGUAAAGGUGGUGCUAGCUGUCAAAUCACAGGCUGUAAGCUGUUGUUGCUGUCAUAGAAGCUGUAGAGCAGAGAGGUUGUUGAGACAGUUUGUUUAUAGAUUCCGGCGCUGAAGGGCGCUUGGAGGUGGAGGAAGGAAAAAAAAUCAAUUAUACUCAGUUUCACUC
Molecule: messenger RNA, 3536 nt
Organism: Aspergillus saccharolyticus JOP 1030-1
Lineage: Eukaryota; Fungi; Ascomycota; Eurotiomycetes; Eurotiales; Aspergillaceae
Gene: ura7
Product: small subunit rRNA maturation protein UTP4
Exons: 3
Coding region: 358-3375 (1005 amino acids)
Biological process (GO): maturation of SSU-rRNA from tricistronic rRNA transcript (SSU-rRNA, 5.8S rRNA, LSU-rRNA)
Cellular component (GO): t-UTP complex; small-subunit processome; 90S preribosome
Molecular function (GO): protein binding; RNA binding
Source: RefSeq, a predicted model, not a curated record